UUGAUGAGAGGAAUAACUAAAAUGGUUCCAGGUGUACGUUCCCGCCAGCUGCUCCUGCUGUUGCUACUGGGUGUUCUGGCCACGUCACCGGCAGGAUCAGCACCAACGUCAGCAGGUGGUCUCACCACUCGCUACGACGAGGACAGCGGCCGCAUCCAGCUGUUAACCAAACGAGCCGGUCGUGAGGUCGAGGUGGCCUACAUCACAGCCCACGGCGGCAGCGAGCGCCCGCUCAGGCUAGUUCACGAGCGCCGUGGCGAUGAGGAGCGCUUUGACUUCGGCGACUCCACAGUGGUGGUCCGGCCCAGAGACACGGCUGCCCGGUGCUUCGCGUUCCAACAGUGGGUGAACGCUUCGACCACGGUGCUCCGCAGCUGCCAGCACCACCUAGCCAGCCACAUCUACGGCGGAAUCGAGGCGACCAACCAGGUGUGGCCCAUAGAGGGCAACGUGUACGACCACUACCCGUACGUCACCGACCAGGACAACCACGCCGGCAUCGCUCCGCGGUACUGGCUCUUCUCUGACGGAAGAUUCGUCUUCGUACACUCCAACGUCCCCCUUUUCAUCGACCAGCAUACCGAUCAGUCACUGAACAGGCUGUGCUUCAUUGCCGAGAACACGGCUCCGUACCCGGAGAGCCGGCAGGACAACGUUAUGGAGUGGAACAUGUGUCUUUUCGACAGUCCGAGGGACGCCCACCUGUACGCCGUCCAGAACUACCUGGGGAAGCCGACUGCCGUCCCGGACACGCGCAUGGCCACGGAACCCGUCUGGUCGACAGGAAACCGGUACAACACCGCUAUCAACGAGCAGAAGGUGCGCUCCUUCGCCAACGAAAUCGUCACCAACGGAUUCAACUUCAGCCAGAUCGAAAUCGACGACUUUUGGGAGUCGUGCUACGGCAGCCUGACUUUCGAUACGAGCAAGUUUCCCGACGUGCGGACCCUCACAGACGACCUCCACGCGCUGGGAUUCCGAGUGACGCUGUGGGUGCAUCCGUUCGUGGUACAGGGUUGCGAGCCGUACUACUCAGACGCGCUGGCCGCCGGUUACUUUGUGACCAACACAGAGGGCAGCACCGACACGCGCUGGUACAAGGGGGUCGCCGGCGUCGUCGACUUCACCAACCCUGAGGCAGCCGCCUGGUGGACGGAUCGACUCUGGGCCCUCCGCAAUGAGACCGGCAUCGACUCGUUCGAAUUCGAUGCGGGCCAGACGAGCUGGCUGCCGCAGCUGCCCGUCAUAGAGCCAGUGGAGCGGAACCCCGUCCGCUUCACCGACGAGUACGCGGCGACCGCCUCGCAGUUCGGGCCCCUGGUCGAGAUACAGGCCGCCGUGGAGAGCCAGCGGCUGCCGCACUUCUUCCUGAUGGACAUCGUGUCCAGCAGCUGGGGCGCCUCGGGCGGUCUGCGGACGCUGCUGCCCAAGCUGCUCGAGAUCAGCAUGGUGGGCCACCCAUUCGUGAUGCCCGAGAUGGUGGGCGGCGCGACGCACGCCCUCCCCUCCCAGGAGCUGUACACACGCUGGCUGCAGGCUACCGUAUUCAUGCCCGCCGUCAAGUUCUCCUUCACGCCGUGGGACUUCGACGACGAGACGCUGGAGACCUGCCGCAGCCUGAUGGAGCUGCGCGCCCAGUACGCCCCGGCCAUCGAGCAGCUCCUGCAGAAGGCGGCGGCCGACGGCACGCCGGUCAACCUGCCCGUCUGGUGGGUCGACCCGAGCGACUCCGUAGCGCACACCAUAGACUCAGAGUUCCUGCUGGGCGAGGACCUCCUGGUGGCGCCGGUGCUGGACGAGGGCGCCGUCGCGCGCGACAUCUACCUGCCGGCGGGCACCUGGAGGGACGAGGCCGACCCCGAGCACCCCACAGUGCGCGGCCCGCGCUGGCUCUACGACUACUCGGCGCCGCUCAGCACUCUGCCCUACUUCACCAGGAUCGUCGACUCGUAGACGUCACGGCCUGAACGGGCCCUGUGCGCACGAGCAGCGAAACAGAG
Molecule: messenger RNA, 2000 nt
Organism: Schistocerca cancellata (South American locust)
Lineage: Eukaryota; Metazoa; Arthropoda; Insecta; Orthoptera; Acrididae
Product: myogenesis-regulating glycosidase-like
Exons: 6
Coding region: 4-1953 (649 amino acids)
Biological process (GO): carbohydrate metabolic process
Molecular function (GO): hydrolase activity, hydrolyzing O-glycosyl compounds
Source: RefSeq, a predicted model, not a curated record